AUGCCGCAUAUGAUCAUAACAGGAGGUGACUUCAACAACCCCAUUGUAAAAGGGACUAUGCUGGAGGUCAUGGACAUCAUCCUCGGUCACCUUGGCUACUGUUACAGAAUAAUCGGAGCAGCGAACCUUUCGGCUGGAUCAAAGCUUCCAAACAACACGUGGACGGGUGUUCUUGGCUACGUUCUGCGACAGGAGGUGAACAUGACUGCCCUUGGCCUGGCCCUCACAUACCAGCGCGCUAAGGAUCUAGACUUCAGUGAAUAUUUGUACCUUGAGGAAUCCUCGGCAGCGUACAAGCGGCCGGUGCUGCAGCCCGACGUGGCAGGUUUUCUUCGGCCCUUUACAGCAUACAUGUGGUGCUCGAUUUGGAUGACCGUGAUUGGCGUGAUCCUCAGCCUCGCUCUCUUCCGGCUCGGAAUGCUAAAGAUCCUCUCGCGCUCCAACAGGCAAGAGAGCGAUGGCUUUGCAGUGGCGAGGGACGAAACACAAGGCGCUUUUCAGAAUCAUCUGAGUGACGGAUUCUUGGUUACUCUGUCCUCCUUGUUUUCACAGUCCCUCCCUCGCAUUCCCCGCGAGGACUCGACGCGCGUCCUGACUGCCCUGUGGCUCGUGGCGUCGCUGAUCCUGGGCACCGUCUACCGCUCGAACCUGAAGGCGAUGCUCAUCCUCCCGAGAAUUACCAUUCCCUUCAACAACCUGGAGGAGCUGGCGGACUCUGAGGUGCCGGUGUGGACCUCUACGGACGCCUGGAUUCAUAAGGCUUCUGAGAACGCCCCGCAGUCCACAGCCCUGGGUCGCCUGAGUCGGCUUUUCAACAGCGUGAACGGCCCGACGAACGUACCCUGGGGUGUGGCCGACCUGGUCCGCGGAAAGCACGCCAUUGCUGCCCCCCGCACGGCCAUCGUUCAGAUCCUUCACGAGACGUUUUCGAAAACGGGGCGAUGUGCGAAUUACAUCAUGUCUGAAGGGUUUCUGAAGCCCUACAUCCUGACAUUCUUCUUUCCCAAAGGAUCUUCUCUCAAGGCAAAGAUCGAUCCUCUACCCCAAAUUCCUGUUGUUAUCACACGUAAACCAUUUACCAAAGUCGUCAUCUUCAGGAUCAUAAGGCUGAGGGAAUUCGGCCUCCUGGACUACAUCUACAAGAAAGGAGUCGUCAAUGCCACAGAAUGUCUUAAACCCAUCUCCUCAACCCAGUCGAAAGAGCUUAGAACCCUUGAACUUGGCGAUUUUUAUGGGGUGUUCAGUGUCUAUGCAGGAGGAGUACUUCUGGCUUUCAUAAUUUUCUUCGUUGAGCUCAUGUUGGGCAACCAUCCGGACAGGCGCUGA
Messenger RNA from Penaeus indicus, 1326 nucleotides. RefSeq lists its product as uncharacterized. The coding region runs from base 1 to 1326 and encodes 441 amino acids. Gene Ontology annotation, cellular component: membrane. The record is from RefSeq and is a predicted model, not a curated record. The transcript has 10 exons. NCBI's taxonomy places the organism in Eukaryota, Metazoa, Arthropoda, Malacostraca, Decapoda, Penaeidae. Gene Ontology annotation, molecular function: ligand-gated monoatomic ion channel activity.